Messenger RNA from Hermetia illucens (black soldier fly), 1226 nucleotides. It is a transcript of the gene shrb, whose product is annotated as charged multivesicular body protein 4c. The coding region runs from base 177 to 842 and encodes 221 amino acids. Gene Ontology annotation, biological process: vesicle budding from membrane; late endosome to vacuole transport via multivesicular body sorting pathway. Gene Ontology annotation, cellular component: cytoplasmic side of plasma membrane; multivesicular body; ESCRT III complex. The transcript has 5 exons. NCBI's taxonomy places the organism in Eukaryota, Metazoa, Arthropoda, Insecta, Diptera, Stratiomyidae. The record is from RefSeq and is a predicted model, not a curated record.
ACUGUCAAAAACAAGUUUCUUCUAAUUGCGAAUCAUAGCCUGUCAUAAACUUGACUUUGUCUACGGAGAAAAGUGCAAUUCCCUUCGUUUUCUUCGCUCCAUCUCCCUAAAUUUAGUCGGUUAUCAUUUAGGUGCCAGUUAGUGUCCUUAAACGGGUGGAAAAGUGUCCGAUCAAAAUGAGUUUCUUCGGGAAAAUGUUUGGCGGAAAAAAGGAAGUGGCUCCGACCACUGGCGAAGCAAUUCAAAAACUUCGCGAAACAGAAAACAUGCUUAUUAAAAAACAGGAAUUUCUAGAGGCAAAGAUCCAACAGGAAUUGGAGACGGCCAAAAAGAACGGAACGAAAAAUAAGCGAGCUGCCAUCCAGGCGUUGAAACGGAAAAAGCGAUAUGAGAAACAACUGCAGCAAAUCGAUGGUACCCUGUCGACAAUUGAAAUGCAAAGGGAAGCCCUGGAGAGUGCGAAUACAAACACUGCGGUCCUGACAACUAUGAAGAAUGCUGCAGAUGCCCUCAAGGCCGCGCAUAAGAACAUGGACGUUGACCAAGUUCAUGACAUGAUGGAUGAUAUCGCUGAACAGCAAGACGUGGCGAGAGAAAUCUCAGAUGCCAUUUCGAACCCAGUACCGUUCGGGCAAGAUAUGGACGAAGAAGAACUCGAGAAGGAAUUAGAACAACUUGAACAAGAAGAAUUAGACAAGAACUUACUCGACAUCGCCGGUCCUAGCAAGGAAGAGUUACCAGAAGUUCCAACAGACGAAAUCAAACAGAAAGCGAAGGAGAAGAAGAAAGAAGAAGAAGAAAUGGACCCUCAAAUGAAAGAGCUUCUGGCCUGGGCCGAAUAGAGUCACUGCACCUUUCGCUGCUUCGUGUAUUAACAUAAAAUCUCUGAUAUAUAUACAUACAUACACCUGAGGUGGUUUUUUGCAUUAUAACAAGAAAGAAAAUGAUAAACCAGAAAUCGAAGUAUCAAAGUGAUAACAUUCAAUUUCGCAAAUGUAAAACACGAAUAAACAAUUCUAGGAAGUCAUUAAUAAAAGGAAAUUCUUUAUUCACGUCACUAUUAGAAAUAUUGUAUAAAGGAGCAACACAACAACAAAAUAAUGAAACAUGAUAUUUUGCGUAUUUAUGGAGUUAAAUAGAGCAUACAGAAGGAGAUAUAUACAACGUACCGUGUAAAAGUAAUUAAGAACGCGCUAAUUAAAAGAGAAAUGUUAUUUUUACCUAAA